Messenger RNA from Girardinichthys multiradiatus, 2176 nucleotides. RefSeq names its product cytochrome P450 2K1-like. The record is from RefSeq and is a predicted model, not a curated record. The transcript is spliced from 9 exons. Gene Ontology annotation, cellular component: intracellular membrane-bounded organelle; cytoplasm. Bases 19 to 1563 code for a protein of 514 amino acids. Gene Ontology annotation, molecular function: oxidoreductase activity, acting on paired donors, with incorporation or reduction of molecular oxygen, reduced flavin or flavoprotein as one donor, and incorporation of one atom of oxygen; iron ion binding; heme binding. Lineage: Eukaryota; Metazoa; Chordata; Actinopteri; Cyprinodontiformes; Goodeidae. Gene Ontology annotation, biological process: xenobiotic metabolic process.
CAAACUCCUCUGUAUCGUAUGUGUAGACUCGGACAAGAAGCUGAGCACAUGGAGGCUUUGAAGGACUUUGCUUCUCUCUGCUCCAGUCCUACCACUGUGGUGGGCGUAGUUCUCUUGAUUAUACUUUAUUUGAUUUCUCUUGGUUCUUCCUCCAGAGAAACAGGCAAAGAACCUCCAGGACCAAAGCCUCUGCCUCUGCUUGGCAACCUGCUGCAACUUGAUCUCCAGAGACCUUACAAAACACUGUGUCAGCUUUCCAAAAAAUAUGGGUCUGUAUUUACAGUUUAUUUUGGACCAAAAAAAGUGGUUGUCCUUGCUGGAUACAAGACAGUCAAAGAGGCUCUGGUCAGCUAUGCAGACGAGUUUGGAGAAAGAGACAUUGCACCUAUAUUUCAUGAUAUGAUCAAAGGUCAUGGAAUUCUGUUUUCAAAUGGAGAAACAUGGAAAGAGUUGCGUCGUUUUGCCCUCACCACCCUCAGAGACUUUGGGAUGGGGAAGAGAGUUGCAGAGGAGAAGAUUUUGGAGGAGUGUGGACACCUUAUUCAAAUCUUUGAGAAUCAUAAAGGGGAACCAUUUAACACAUCACGUCCAAUAAAUUAUGCAACAUCCAACAUCAUCUCUUCCAUCGUGUUUGGAAGCAGAUUUGAAUACGAUGAUCCUCGAUUUACAAACCUGGUCAGUCGGGUCACUCUCUCUAUAAGCCAAUCAGGCUCAGCAGAAAUCCAGCUCUACAAUAUGUUUCCCCGGCUGGUCGGAUGGAUAAAAAGCCGUCAGGGGAUGUUAAAAAAUGCUAUGAUGACGACCAGAGAUGUGAAGGAUUUAAUCAAGAAACUGAGAGAGACACUGAACCCUCAGAUAUGCAGAGGACUGGUGGACUGUUUUCUGAUUCGGAAGCAGAAAGAAGAGGACUCUUGUGUGAAAGACACUCAGUUCAUCGAGGAGAACCUGGUUUAUACAGUGACCAACCUGUUUGCGGCUGGAACUGACACCACAGCUGGAACCUUGAGGUGGGGUUUGCUGCUCAUGGCCAAGUAUCCACAAAUUCAGGACCAGGUUCAGGAGGAGAUGGCCAGGGUAGUUGGAAGCCGUGAAGUCCGAGUGGAAGACCGUAAAAACCUACCGUACACCAAUGCUGUCAUCCACGAGAUACAGAGGCUGGGUAACAUCCUCCCCACGGCCGUCCCACACAAAACCAGUCAAGAUGUCACCUUCCAGGGAUACUUCAUCAAAGAGGGAACGGCAGUGCUUCCCCUGCUUACAUCUGUUCUGUAUGAUGAAAGUGAAUGGGAGAGCCCUCACACCUUCAACCCUUCUCAUUUCUUGGAUAUGGAGGGCAAAUUCAUCAAGAGAGAUGCCUUCCUGCCAUUUUCUGCAGGUCACAGGGUGUGUCUCGGGGAGAGUCUGGCUAAGAUGGAGCUCUUCCUCUUCUUCACCUCCCUCAUGCAGCGUUUUCAGUUCACGCCUCCACCUGGAGUGUCUGAAGAUGAGCUGGAUCUGACUCCAGCUGUGGGCUUCACUGUCCUUCCUUCUCCUCAUGAGCUUUGUGCCGUCAGUCGGCAGUGAGAAUGAAGCCUAGCAUUAUAGUUCCUCUCUGUAUCAGUGGCCUGAUGUGGUUUAACACAUUUAAUAUUUAAAUUUCCUUUGCGUGUCAUUGUUUAAACAGUUGACAGAAAUUAUGAUUGUUAGUUUUGGGUUUGUGGAGAUCUAUGUAUAUUUAUGUCACUUCUCACCACUGUUGCACUGUUAAAUGCACUGCUUACUUAUUACUGAUUCGAGGGAGAAUUGGAAACAGCCGGAAGAAGAGAGACUGAAGCCAACUGAGGGGGGGAAAAUAAUUGACACAAAUAAGCAGGGAAUUCAGGGAAACAACAAAUACAUCUAAGUAAAAAAUAGAACUAACUUAAAUAACAUAAACAGGGAGGAAAGAAUCUACAAGGAAUUACAAACUAAAACAUCUAAUACAGGAAUCCAAGAAUCUGACCACAAGAAUGAAUGAUUAAUCUAAUCAACAUGAAAUUAACUGAAAUAAUAGCAAAUCAAGAACAUGGCAGUGCAGAGAAAACAAAUAGAACUCAAAACCUACGUAGGCGGAUGUGAAAAUAAACAACCCCCCAUCUUAAGGUCAGAUCCAAGACGCCCUUCCAGAUUCCAUAUAAACAAUUCAAUUAAAUUUCAA